AUGACCAUCAACAUUAUCCCUCACCCUUUCGACCCGCUGUCAGCGGCCGAGAUUGAGCAGGCCAUCUCGAUCGUCAAGAAGGCCCACGGCAAUGACCUCUUCUUCAAUAUCGUCUCGCUGCAGGAGCCGCGCAAAGCCGAGAUGACGGCUUGGCUGCAGGCCCCUGAGACGGCGCCGCGGCCAAAGCGCGUUGCUGAGGUCGUCGUCAUUGCUCAGGACGGCAAGGUCUUUGACGGCCUGGUUGACCUCACUUCGGGUACCAUCACCAAGUGGGAUCUGCUUGAUGGCGAGCAGCCGAUUAUCACCAUGGAGGAGCUCCAACUGGUCGAGCACGUCGUCCGCACCGACCCUAAAGUCAUCGAACAGUGCGUCAUCAGCGGCAUCGACCCCAAGGAUAUGGACAAGGUCUACUGCGAUCCUUGGACCAUCGGCUACGACAAGCGCUUCGGUAGCAAGAAGCGCUACCAGCAGGCACUGAUGUAUUACCGGCCGGACAUCGACGACUGCCAAUAUCAGUAUCCUCUCGACUUCUGCCCCAUCUAUGACGCUGAGCAAAAGAAGAUCGUUCAUAUCGACAUUCCCGAGGUCCGCCGCCCGCUGAGCCGCGUCCCGCCGGUCAACUACCACCCCGCCGGAGUCGAAAAGAAGGGUGGCUACCGCACCGACCUCAAGCCCAUCUACAUCACGCAGCCGGAGGGCGUCUCCUUCAAGAUGACGGGCCGCUGGAUGGAGUGGCAGAACUGGAAGUUUCACAUCGGCUUCAACUACCGCGAGGGCAUCGUCUUCAACAACAUCACCUUCAACGACCAUGGCGUCGAGCGCCCCAUCUUCUACCGCUUGUCUCUCGCCGAGAUGGUCGUGCCCUACGGCAACCCGGAGCACCCACACCAGCGCAAGCACGCCCUCGACCAGGGCGAGUACGGCGCCGGCUACAUGACCAAUAGCCUUUCACUUGGCUGCGACUGCAAGGGCGCCAUCCACUACCUCGACGCGGACUUCCCUACCCGUGCGGGCGGCGUGCGCACGAUUAAGAACGCCAUCUGCAUCCACGAGGAAGAUAACGGUAUCCUCUUCAAGCACUCCGACUUUCGCGACGACUCUGUCAUCGUCACGCGCGCCCGCAAGCUCAUCAUCCAACAGAUUUUCACGGCGGCCAAUUACGAGUACGCCGUGGCGUGGAUCUUCCAUCAGGACGGCACCAUCCAGCCCGAGGUCAAGCUCACUGGCAUUCUGAACACCUACAGCAUGGACCCGGAUGAGGAUACCAAGGGCUGGGGCACCCAAGUUUAUCCUGGUGUUAAUGCACACAACCAUCAGCACCUAUUCUGCCUGCGGAUUGAUGCCAAUGUCGACGGGCCGAAGAAUACGGUUUUCGUGAACGAUGCCGUGCCUAGUGACGCGCCAGUCGGCAGCCCCGAGAACCCCUACGGGAAUGCCUUCUACUGCAAGCGCACAAAACUGGUCACCCCGGCGCAGGCCAAGACCGAUUACGAUGGCUCGACCAGCCGGUCGUGGGAGAUUGCCAACACCAACAAACUGCACCCGUACAGCAAGAAGCCUGUCUCCUACAAGCUGGUCAGCCGCGAGGUGCCGGGCCUGCUACCCAAGCCGGGCUCGCUGGUGUGGAAGCGCGCGCCGUUUGCUAGGCAUGCGGUUUGGGUUACGAAGUACCGCGACGACCAGCUCUACCCCGCCGGCCGCCACGUGCCUCAAACAUCAGGCGAAAAGCCGGUUGGCAUCGACGCCUGGCUUUCGGAGCCGGGAGUGGCCGACGAAAACAUUGACAACGAGGACAUCGUGCUGUGGCACACCUUCGGCCUGACACACUUCCCCGCACCCGAAGAUUUCCCCGUGAUGCCGGCCGAGCCGAUCACCCUCUUGCUUAGGCCGCGCAACUUCUUUGAGAACAACCCCGUCAUGGAUGUGCCUUUCUCGUACUGCCGCGUGCCGAGCCAAGUGCGGGAUGGCGUGCCCGGGUGGGAUAAGUACCGGUUGGUAGAUCGGAUUAGCAAGUUGGCUUUUGAUGAAGGGAAGGAGGAUGGGGAGAAGAAGGAGAAAGAGGUGAAUGGGUGCAAGGGUGGGUGCUGUGGGAAGUAA
Messenger RNA from Thermochaetoides thermophila DSM 1495, 2097 nucleotides. Its product is annotated as copper amine oxidase-like protein. Gene Ontology annotation, biological process: amine metabolic process. Bases 1 to 2097 code for a protein of 698 amino acids. The record is from RefSeq and is a predicted model, not a curated record. Gene Ontology annotation, molecular function: copper ion binding; primary methylamine oxidase activity; quinone binding. The transcript is spliced from 3 exons. NCBI's taxonomy places the organism in Eukaryota, Fungi, Ascomycota, Sordariomycetes, Sordariales, Chaetomiaceae.